Sander lucioperca (pikeperch) is the source of this 4630-nucleotide messenger RNA. It is a transcript of the gene npc1l1, whose product is annotated as NPC1-like 1. Gene Ontology annotation, molecular function: lipid carrier activity. The transcript is spliced from 21 exons. Gene Ontology annotation, cellular component: membrane. NCBI's taxonomy places the organism in Eukaryota, Metazoa, Chordata, Actinopteri, Perciformes, Percidae. The coding region runs from base 154 to 4251 and encodes 1365 amino acids. The record is from RefSeq and is a predicted model, not a curated record.
UGUCAAGACAGCAAACAGGACAGGCUGUCUCUCUUUACUGUCUCUCAUGUAUAUCUUCCAACAGGACAGCAGUGAAUUAUAUUAAUAUUAAUCUACACUCCAUUACAAACUGUACCUGAGGACUCUUCUGUGGCUGAAACACUCUCAGGAAUCAUGGUCCGUGUCGCAGCGCUGAUCACUUUUCUGACUUGUGUGCUGCUGUCCGAGGCCCAACAUGAGCCGGGCAUGUGCUCUUUCUACGAGGAGUGUGGAAGGAACCCAUCGGCCGGAGAAACCCUCCUCCCCCCCAUCGUCCCGUGUCUGAAUUACAGCCCUGCCCGAGCCCUCGCAGGAGAGCACUACAGGAAACUCAAAAAGGUUUGUCCCGUUUUGGACCGCGGGGAGGGCAACACGUUUGCCUGCUGCUCCAUCAAACAGCUGUCAUCCUUGGCAAUGAGUCUGACCCUGUCCAAGGCGGUGCUGGUCCGCUGCCCGUCCUGCGCCGAGAAUUUCGCCCACCUGCACUGCAUCAACACCUGCAGCCCCAACCAAAGCCAGACCGUCAAAGUCACAAAAGUCGACAACGUCACAAACCCGGUCACCAACGUGACGAGGGAGGCCGUGGUAGCCUACCAGGCGUUCAUAAGCACUUCCUUCGCAGACACAUCGUUCCAGUCCUGUAGGAAUGUCCGGAUCCCCGCCACAGGCGGCUUCGCCAUCGCCACAAUGUGUGGUCGAUACGGUGCCAAGCUGUGCACACCGCAGUACUGGUACGACUUCCAGGGCGACUCCAGCAACGGCCUCGCUCCGCUGGACAUCGACUUCCAGCUGGUGAAAGACGGAGACACUCAGGGACUACCGCCGGGCGUGAUUCCCUACAACGGGCGAGCUCUGAGGUGUAACGAAACAACGCCAUCCGGAGGCGAGGUUUGCUCCUGCCAGGACUGCCAGGAGUCGUGUCCGAAGAUGCCGCCUCCGCAGAUGCCGCCUGGCCCGUUCAGAAUUUUAGGAAUGGACGGUUUCCUGGUGAUUUCCAUAAUCUUACUGUGUGUCCUGAUGUGUACCUUCCUUCUCUACCUCGCCGUGUCGUGCUUUGUGAGGUCUCAGAAAAGAAAGGAUGAAGAGAAAGGGAAGAGAAAGGGGAAAGGCAAAGACCAGAACAGUAACGAUGUGACUCAGCGGGUCAUCGACCCGUCGGAGGUGACGUGCGCCGAGAUGAACAGCCUGGCAGCUCAAGCUUUCCUGAGUUCAGAGUUUCGCCGCUGGGGAACCAUCAUGGCCUCAUAUCCGCUCACGGUUCUGCUGGUGUCUGCGGUAGUCGUAGCUGUUUUCUCCGUCGGCCUGAAGUCCAUCGAGCUGACCACCGACCCGGUGGAUCUCUGGUCGGCGGCCAACAGCCGCGCCCGCCAGGAGAAAGACUUCCACGACUCACACUUCGGCCCGUUCUUCAGGACCAAUCAGCUGAUCCUGACGGCGCCGGGCAGAAAGGGCCACGUUUACAACUCUCUGCUGUUCGGACCGCAGAACUUCAGCGGACUCGUAUCCAAAGAUCUCAUCAUCGAGCUGCUGGAGCUGCAGACACGAAUCCGGGACAUUAAGUUCUGGUCUGAGGAUCUGAACAGCACAGCGAGUCUGAAGGAUGUGUGUUUCGCGCCGCUGAACCCGUCCAACCCCUCCGUGACGGACUGCGCAGUCAACAGCUUGCCGCAGUACUUCCAGAACAGCCUGUACAACAUCAACGACAAGAAGAACGUGACGCAGCUGGGAGUGACCGCAGAGGUGGACUGGAGGGACCAUUUAAUCUACUGCCUCAACUCUCCCUUGUCCUUCAAAGACAUCACUGGUUUAGACAUGAGCUGCAUGGCUGAUUACGGAGCUCCCGUCUUCCCCUUUCUGGCUGUAGGAGGCUACCAGAAUGACGACUUCACCAAUGCCGAGGCUUUCAUCCUGACCUUCUCGCUCAACAACUUUGCUCGCAACAACCCAAAGUUAAAAGUGGCCAUGCAGUGGGAGACGGAGUUUCUUAAAAUCGUCCAGGACUACAAGAAGAAUCCGGCCGCCAACUUCACCUUUGCGUACAUGGCAGAGAGGUCUCUGGAGGAUGAGAUUAAUCGGACAACAGCUGAAGACAUCCCCAUCUUCAUGAUCAGCUAUGCUGUCAUCUUUGUUUACAUCGCGGUGGCGCUGGGGGAGUACUCUUCCUGGAAACGCAUACUGGUGGACUCUAAGUUUCUGGUGGGUCUGGGCGGGAUCCUGGUGGUCGGCUGUUCGGUUCUGGCCUCCAUGGGUUUCUACUCCUGGAUCGGCAUCCCGUCCUCGCUGGUUAUUCUGCAGGUCGUGCCUUUCCUGGUGCUCGCCGUCGGAGCCGACAACAUCUUCAUCUUUGUUCUGGAGUACCAGAGAGACGUACGGAGGCCGGGAGAGAAGAGAGAGGAACACAUUGGUCGUGUACUUGGAAACGUAGCUCCCAGCAUGCUCCUGUGCAGUCUCUCCGAGUCCAUCUGCUUCUUUCUAGGCGCCCUGUCCACCAUGCCAGCGGUGCGAUCCUUUGCUCUGUACGCCGCUCUGGCCGUGCUCAUGGACUUCGUCCUCCAGAUGACGGCCUUUGUGGCGCUGCUGUCGCUGGACGCCCGGCGCCAAGACAACAACCGCUGUGAGCUGGCGUGCUGCGUCACCGUGUCGACCCAGCGGUCCAACGAACCAAACGAGGGCUUCCUGCUGCCCCUCAUGAGAAAAUACUACGCCCCUGUUCUGCUACACAGUUACACCAGGAUCAUAGUGAUGGUGGUCUUCAUCUUCAUGCUGUGUGGAUCCGUGUUCCUGAUGUUUAACGUGACCGUGGGUCUGGAUCAGGAGCUGGCUAUGCCUCAGGGCUCCUACAUGUUGGACUAUUUCCACUAUCUCUACAAGUACUUUGAAGUGGGAGUCCCUGUUUAUUUUGUAACAAAAAGAGGCUUCAACUUCACCACCGUGGACGGCAUGAACGCAGUCUGCUCCAGCACGGGCUGCGAUCAGUUCUCACUCACCCAGAAGAUCCAGUACGCCACCAACUACCCUGAACUAUCCUACUUGGCUAUUCCUGCUAACUCCUGGGUGGACGAUUUCAUCGACUGGCUGAACCCCGGAUCCAGAUGUUGUCGUCUCUACACCACCCUUGGCUCAAAUAACGGAAAGUUUUGUCCUGCAAGCGAACCUGACAUCCGAUGCCUCCGAAAGUGUAUGAAGAAUCCUCCAGACGGCGUCCUCAGGCCAAGUACGGAAAAUUUCAACCGCUUCCUCCCUGACUUCCUGGGGAACAGGCCGGACCUGCAGUGCCCCAAAGGCGGUCUCGGAGCCUACGACACGGCCGUCGUGCGAGAUGAGAGCGGAGAAAUUAUAGCGUCUCGCUUCAUGGCGUACCACACCCCGCUAACCAACUCUCAGGAGUUCACCGCCGCGUUGCUGAAGGCCAGAGAGCUCGCAUACAACAUCACCAUGAGCAUGAGGAACGUAUCCGGCACCUCACCGGACUUUGAAGUCUUCCCUUACACGAUAACGAACGUGUUUUACGAGCAGUACCUGACCAUCGUGCCGGAGGGCCUCUUCAACAUCUCCCUGUGUCUGUUGCCGACCUUCGUGGUGUGCUGCCUGCUGCUGGGUUUGGAUCUGCGCUCCGGUCUGCUCAACCUGCUCACCAUCAUCAUGAUCAUCGUGGACACCGUGGGCGUCAUGACGCUGUGGGGCAUCCAUUACAACGCCGUGGCGCUCAUCAACCUGGUCACGGCGGUGGGAAUCUCGGUGGAGUUUGUGUCUCACAUGACGAGAUCUUUUGCACUCAGCACCAAACCCACUCACGUAGAAAGAGCCAAGGAGGCGACGGCCAACAUGGGCAGCGCGGUGUUUGCCGGCGUGGCGAUGACCAACCUGCCGGGCAUCCUGGUUCUGGCGUUCGCCAAAGCUCAGCUGAUCCAGAUCUUCUUCUUCCGGUUGAACCUGGUCAUCACGCUGCUGGGGCUGGCACACGGACUCGUGUUCCUCCCAGUGCUGCUCAGCUACUUUGGUCCCGGGGUGAACAAAGCCGUGCUGCUACAGCUGCAACAGGACAAAGCGAAGGCCGCCAAAGAUCUGGAGAUGAGGAACCAAAUCAGACACGCGUACGACAACCUGAGCUACGAAGACCACGACAGCAGACGGGACGACGAGUCCAAGACGCCGCAGACGGAAGGACGCACACGCUCACACGUUACGGAGAAACCAGAGGGCAAGACGGAGGUGAAGAUCGACCGAUUCUGAGCAUCGAUAUACCUCCGAACAAACUGAACAGAAAGCUCCGCAUGGACAUCACUAACUUAACGUUGGACCUCAAUCCGGGACAGACGCGGAUUCUUUUCAGACUGUUUUUCUGUUUUACAAAAAAAAAUCUGCAAAUGCAGCGAGCACGUGUGACUUGUAUAUCGAUCCGUGACUCGUGUGUAAAUGCGGAGCGAUUUGUAUCUGUAAAUGUUUGGCUGUGCAACAUGACAUCAUGACUUCACGUAAACAUACACGCCCACUUUCUAAAGCCAAGUGGCGUGUUAACUGGACGCAUUUUCAGCUAUCGGCGUGUUUGUCCACGCUGUAUACAGCGGACGUACACAUACAAGCCACUUGGCGUGUUAUCGCGAAGUUUUAG